AUGUCGGCACGUCGCAACACGGAGAGCCCCGAUGCCGCCGAUACGCAUCGGACCGAGUCCGACGCGCACAGUCAGGAAUCCGAGGCGGAGAGCGGAGGGUCCGAAGAGGAGAGCGGGGGGACUGAGGCAGAGAGCGAGGGGGACAGCGAGACGCGUAGCAGCCGACCGACGUCCCCCGCUGCCGAGGAAUCGGACCCGAUGGAAGACAUCAUCGAUCCGAACGUUCGUAGGCGGCGCCCAAGGCAGCACUUCUUCUUCUUCGGAGGUGUGGGGCGGAGCCACAAGGCCAAUUUCCUUGAGGCCCGCGUCAAAACCUGGGAGAUUCAUCGCGCACGCGGCAGAGAAGCGCAGCGUGCCUACGAGCACCGCGUGUAUGAGCAUUAUCGUCGUAUAUGGCCGGAGGACGUCGGCCGCUCGUUGCGCCAGUUGUACUACCAGCCUCUCGAAGAGCGCAUCAGAGAAUUCCUCUGGAACCAUCGCGAGGUGGACUGGUCGGACGAGGAGGGACCCUCGCAUGCGUAG
Molecule: messenger RNA, 522 nt
Organism: Peniophora sp. CBMAI 1063
Lineage: Eukaryota; Fungi; Basidiomycota; Agaricomycetes; Russulales; Peniophoraceae
Source: the annotation of a GenBank genome assembly